AUGUCUUUUCUCUUUGGUCGUCGUCCGCGGACAAACACCGACCUCCCGAAGCAGGCUAAAGAGCUCCUCAUAAGGCUCGAAGGGUCUACGGGAGCGGUCAAGGCAGAGGAGCUCAUGAAGACAAUGUCCCAAAUAAAAUUCAUAUUACAGGGGACUCAAGAGACGGAAAGCACCCCAGAACAGAUAUACUCCCUUGUCACUGGUAUGAUACAAGAGGAUUUGCUAUACCAACUCGCUUUGAAUCUUCACCGACUCACCUUUGAAUCAAGAAAAGAUGCUCAAGUUAUCUUUUCGUAUGUUCUUCGCUUUCGUCCCCCAACUGCCUCACCCAAGAGCGAACCCUUGGCAUUAAGCUAUGUCAUCAAUAAUCGGCCCGAAGUUCUCGUGGAAUUGUGUAAUGGCUACGACCGACGGGAAAGCGCCACGCCUGCAGGAACUGUCCUCAGAGAAGUAUUAAAGAGUGAGGCAGCUGCCGCUAUCAUCUUAUAUGAUGAUCCAAGUGAGGAUGGGUAUAGUCCAUCAAAAGGCCUAACAGGCGUCAAUCCUGAAGUGAGACAAAGUGGACGAGGAGUAUUCUGGAAGUUUUUCAAGUGGAUAGAUCAGGGGACAUUUGAAGUUGGAGCAGACGCUUUCACUACAUUCAGAGAAAUUCUAACCAAACACAAAACUAUGGUUGCACAGUAUUUAGCAACAAAUUUCGACCUCUUCUUCGAUAAAUACAAUAAUAUUCUCAUCAAAUCUAGCAGUUAUGUCACCAAAAGGCAGUCUAUAAAGCUACUCGGUGAGAUUCUCCUUGAUCGGGCAAACUAUGCUGUUAUGACAGCAUACGUAGAUAGAGGAGAAAACCUUAAGAUUUGUAUGAAUUUAUUACGAGAUGAACGAAAGAUGGUGCAAUACGAAGGUUUCCACGUUUUUAAGGUUUUCGUGGCAAAUCCUCACAAAUCGAUUGCUGUUCAGAAGAUCCUGCUCAUUAAUAGAGAACGACUAUUGACAUUCUUAAAGGGAUUCUUAGAGGAUCGCACUGAGGAUGAACAAUUCAUUGACGAGAGGGAGUUUUUGAUUAAGCAGAUUAAAAACAUGCCAGCAACACCCGUCGAACCGACGCAGAAGCCUGUCUUAUUAGGGAGUACUUUGCGAUAA
Blumeria graminis f. sp. triticale is the source of this 1140-nucleotide messenger RNA. The record is from the annotation of a GenBank genome assembly. Lineage: Eukaryota; Fungi; Ascomycota; Leotiomycetes; Helotiales; Erysiphaceae.